Gregarina niphandrodes is the source of this 1116-nucleotide messenger RNA. RefSeq lists its product as hypothetical. The coding region runs from base 1 to 1116 and encodes 371 amino acids. The transcript has a single exon. The record is from RefSeq and is a predicted model, not a curated record. NCBI's taxonomy places the organism in Eukaryota, Apicomplexa, Conoidasida, Eugregarinorida, Gregarinidae.
AUGAGACUCAAGACUAUAGGACGUCAAAGCUUUGUACAAUGUGGACUGGCUUAUGUGGAACUCGGCGCUAUCAUUUCCGGUUAUUUUGAGUACCCCUAUGGUAUUAUCGAUGAGCGGGUUUAUAGAGCGGUGAGGGACAUGAUGUUUGUGAAGGAUGCGAAGUAUAAUACGUCUCCAAGGGAUGUGAAAUCACAAAUGCAAAUGACGCAAACCAGAAUGCGAAGAUGCCACUGGAUUGUGGGAUGUCUUCUGCAACAUGCGGGCGCAGACACCACACGGCUCGCACAAUUUUGCAUUAAGGAAUUGGAGUAUAACCCUCGGUCGUGCACCCAGUACCCGCUCCUUCAAUGUCUCGCACCCCAGGUACGGGUCUUCUGCACCGAAAAAGAUACCCCGGAACGCUUAAGCAUCUUGGAGGCCAUUCUCGCAAAACUGCCGGUCGUAUCGGCGAAAGAAUACGCACAACUAACUCAGGAUCAACUUAACGAUGACAUGCGGCAAACAGCCGCCCUAGAGCCUUUGAUUCAAAAAGAUUGGGAUAAAGCUUCGGCGGAAUGUGAGCCGGCGGAGGUGGACUUUACGGCAGGGGUGGGGUCAGAACAGCAUCAAGGCCAUCGGUACCCAACAUGUAGUAGGGGAGUGGUUGACCAGAACCCGUUGUCGAGGAAGAGACAGAUUCCGCAGGAAUGUUCUCACCUGACGAAAAAAAAGGGGACUGAAGGCGGGUCCGGGUCGAUCUUCGGCGAAGUUGACCAGUGUGUGUCUGGUGCUUGGACGCAGCCGGCCGCCGUUCUACCGGCGGCUGACGUACCCGUGGUCGCCGUGUCAAUAGCUGGCAACGUCUCACAUCCCGGCUGCGUUCUGCCCCGUGAUCGAGUCGCUACGCAAUUCUUUUAUGAAAUGAGUCAACAGCCAAGUACGUCUCCAGCUAUUCAACAGCUGGAACGGCUCGUUAAUCACGACCAAGGAUCUGUAGUGGAUGACGCGUUCGUGAAUGCCUUCGCCGAGGCGGUGUGGAAGGAAUAUGGACCACUGUUGUCGCCUCCCAUGGACCAUUUGAUGGCUGAUGUGAACGACCUCCCGUACGAGCCGGCUUGCAAGUCACCCUGGGCCUAG